AGCGGCAGCAGGAGGAAGAGGCAGCCACAUACUGACUGCUCACUGACCGGUUACUGUGUGAAAAUGUCCACGAUUGAAACGCUGAGAGCUUUCGUUAACCAGAGACUGACCGCUGCUGUAGAAGACAUCUUCAGGCUGCUGGAAACAACCAUAUCAACCUACGAAGAAGAGAUCGAUCGGCAGCGAAGACUGCUGGAGGAUGUUGACAAGCCCGACACCCACACAGAAGCCCCGCAUAUUAAAGAGGAACAGGAAGAACAGUGUGUCAGUAAGGAUGUAGAACAGCUUAAAGAACUGAAGGAGUCUGAUACUACUGAAUUCCCAUUCACCACUGUGCCUGUGAAGAGUGAAGACGAUGAAGACACAGCUCAGUCCUUGCAGCUUCAUCAAAGACAAACUGAGGAGAACAGAGAGGUAGGGCCUCCAGCCAGCAGCCCAGCUCAACAGAUGGAAGCACAGACUGACAGCCAUCAUCAGCUGCUGUCUUUAUACUGUUGUGAAUCAGAGACUGAGGACAGUAAUGACGACUGGAAGGAGACAGGACAACAAGAAAAAAAUGACAGCACUGCCAAUCAUAAUAAAUCUCAUAGCCGGGAAAGGCCAUUUAGUUGCACAGUUUGUGACAAAAGAUUUGGUUGCAAAGGAAAUCUCCACGCCCACAUGAGAAGCCAUACAGGAGAGAAGCCGUUCACCUGCACUGUCUGUAACAAAAGCUUCAGUGCAAAGGUCAAUCUCAAGACUCACAUGAGAAGUCAUACAGGGGAGAAACCAUUCAGCUGCUCAGUCUGCAACAAAAGUUUUAGUCAAAAGAAGACAUUAGUCAUACACUUAAGAAGUCAUACAGGGGAGAGACCAUUCAGUUGCUCAUUCUGUGGAAAACGUUUUAGUGAAAAGGGAACUUUGAAGAGACACAUUAGAGUUCACACAGGAGAGAAACCGUACAGCUGCAGUGUUUGUGAUCGGACCUUUAGUUUGCUAUCACAUGUUAAAAGCCAUAAAUGUGCAGGUGGAAGCAAUAACAAGGCACUGUCCAAAUUGGUCCAGGAAAAAACUAAUGAAUGGGACAAGCAUUUGGACGCUGUCAUGUUUGGCCUGAGCACAAAGCGCCAAAUGACGACCAAAUACUCAUCUUUUUUUAAUGUUCGGGAGAGAGGCGAGGUGGAUAGCAGUAUUGAAGACAACCUGUCUGUUGAGGAGGUAACAGAGGACGUCCUCAAGCUUGAUGAUGCUCUUCAGAGUGCUAUCCUUAACAGCAAGGACAAACCUCACAAAAAGUCGAAAGGCACAAAGCCUACUCCCUACUUUCAGGUGGGCAUGAAGGUCUUGAGAUUAAAUGUUCAGAGCCAGCAGAGGACAGGGGGUAAAUUGGAUCCAACUUACCUUGGGUCAUACACCAUUUUGGCAAUUGCAGGGAAAAGUGUGAACCUUGUAGACAGCCAAGGAGUGAUGAUCCCAAAAAUCAAUACAGAUCACUUGGCUGCAUAUACGGAGGAACAACCAAGAGUUCUAUACAAACUUUCAGUGGAUUGGUCCACCAUCUCAUCCUCCUCAGGCCCGCCUACCAUCCCGUCCUCUGCUGGCUCGCCUACCAUCCCGUCCUCUGCUGGCCCGCCUACCAUCCCGUCCUCUGCUGGCUCGCCUACCAUCCCGUCCUCUGCUGGCUCGCCUACCAUCCCGUCCUCUGCUGGCCCGCCUACCAUCCCGUCCUCUGCUGGCUCGCCUACCAUCCCGUCCUCUGCUGGCCCGCCUACCAUCCCGUCCUCUGCUGGCCCGCCUACCAUCCCGUCCUCUGCUGGCUCGCCUACCAUCCCGUCCUCUGCUGGCUCGCCUACCAUCCCGUCCUCUGCUGGCUCGCCUACCAUCCCGUCCUCUGCUGGCUCGCCUACCAUCCCGUCCUCUGCUGGCUCGCCUACCAUCCCGUCCUCUGCUGGCUCGCCUACCAUCCCGUCCUCUGCUGGCUCGCCUACCAUCCCGUCCUCUGCUGGCCCGCCUACCAUCCCGUCCUCUGCUGGCUCGCCUACCAUCCCGUCCUCUGCUGGCCCGCCUAUCAUCCCGUCCUCUGCUGGCUCGCCUACCAUCCCGUCCUCUGCUGGCCCGCCUACCAUCCCGUCCUCCUCAGGCCCGCCUACCAUCCCGUCCUCUGCUGGCUCGCCUACCAUCCCGUCCUCUGCUGCAGAUGACUUGACUGACCUGUGUCGUCUCUCUGGGGAACUGGAUGGGGACACUCAUUGGGCUGCGCGCGCACCCGCGGACGCAAAUCACUUUUUGGCAGGCAGUCACUUUUUGGCACAACACCUGCAGCAGCCGCUUGCGCUCCGACUUUUUUUCACUCUGUUCGGAGAAGUUGUUUCUGUUCGUCGUGUGACAAUGUGUAAAAUCCGGACUCUGAGGACGCUGGUGAACCAGCGGCUGAGCGCGGCUGUAGAAGAGAUAUUUCGACUGUUUGAAACAACUAUAGCGGAAUAUGAAGAAGAGAUUCAGCGCCAACGCAGACUGUUGGAGGUUGUGGAGAGGCCUGUAGGGCAGGUAACCAAAGCAGAUGUUACACAGCUGUUGGCGAUUAAACAGGAGGUUCCCUCUGAGCAGCAGGACUGGAGGACCAGUCUGGACCAGGAGGACCCAGAGCCCCCACACAUUAAAGAGGAACAGGGGGAAGUCUGGAGCAGUCAGGAGGGAGAGCAGUUUCAAGGACUUGAGGAAGAUGAUAUCACCAAGUUCACCAGUGUCCCUGUGAAGAGUGAAGAUGAUGAAGAGACUCGGUCCUCACAGCUUCAUCAAAGGCAAACUGAGGAGAACAGAGAAACAGAGCCUCCAGCCAGCAGCUUAGCUCAACAGAUGGAAGCAGACUCUUCUGAUUCCGAGACUGAAUACAGUAAUGACGAGUGGAAGGAGACAAGGGAACUUCAGCCAGGUUCAACUUUUGUAAAACAUAAUGAAGUCCAUAUAAUUGUUGAAAAAUGUCAUUGUAGUAUUGGAAAGAAAACAUAUAAGUGCUCUGAGUGUGGUAAAAAAUUUAGCUUGAAGGGAUCUCUGCAGAGACACAUUCGAGGUCAUACAGGAGAGAAACCAUUUAGCUGCUCAGUCUGUGGUAAAAAAUUCGGCCGGAAACAACAUCUGCAGGAACAUGUGAUAAUUCAUACAGGGGAGCAACCAUUUAGCUGCUCGGUGUGUGGCAAAAAGUUUCGUUAUAAAGCGGGCAUGAGGAAACACAUGAGAGCACACACAGAGUCAGACCACACCUCACCACUGUGUGAAAAAAUGUUCAACCAGAGGGAAACUCUACCAUCCCAUAUGACAGUUCAUAGAGAUGAUCGAGCUGUCAGCUGGUCAAUUUGUGAAAAUGAAUUUGAAGGAACUCAUGUUAGUAUUCACACAACAACUGUGAACAUGUCUAAAGCCGAGAUGCUAAGAGUGUCGGUGAGCCAGCGCCUGACUGCAGCAGCUGAGGAGAUAUUUCGACUGUUUGAAACGACCAUAGCGGAGUAUGAGGAGGAACUUUGUCGUUCAAAGCUGGAGAACGAGCGACAGCGCAGAUUCCUGGACGCUGUUCUGAAGCCGGAAGUUCGGUUACACCGAGCAGUGUUAUCUGCAGAUGUUCAGCAGGGCCCAGAGCUUCCCCAUAUUAAAGACGAACAGGAGCAACUGUGGAGCAGUCAGGAAGGAGAGCAGCUUCAAGGACCUGUCUCUUUGAAGAGUGAAGAUGAUGCAGAGACAGCUCGGUCCUCACACCUUCAUCAAAGACAAACUGAGGAGGAGACAGGAGAGACAGAGCCUACAGCCAGCAACUCAGGUCUACUGGUGGAAACAGAAGGUGAUGGACAGGCCCGUGAAGGAUCAGAGUCAAACGAUUCUGAUCCAGAGAACAGUAAUGAAGACUGGACAGAGACAAGAGAACCUCAGACAGAUUUAAAAUCACUGAAAAACAAUGGUGUUCCUGGAGAUGAUAAAAAAUGUAACAGUGGCAGGAAGUGUCUAAGCUGCAGUAGGUGUGGUAAAACAUUUGACCCCAAGGACUGUGGGCUGAGCCACAUGAGAAGUGCUUCGGGAGAGAAACCAUUCAUCUGCUCAGUUUGCGUUCCCAGAUCUGCACAGAACUCACAUUUAGUGUCAGUGAAGAGAACUCACUCAGGAGAAAAAACCUUCAUGUGUUUGAUCUGUAAGAAACAGUUCAACUAUAAAGGAGAUGCUGUGAGACACAUCAGAACUCACACAGGGGAGAAACCCUUCAGUUGCUCAGUCUGUGGUAAGAGAUUUGCACAGAGCACAGGUUUGGGGACUCACAUGAGAACCCACACAGGAGAGAGACCGUUCAGCUGCACGUUCUGUCCUAAACGCUUCGUCCAGAGCGGAAUCCUGGCCAGACACAUGAGAGUUCAUACAGGAGAAAAGCCAUACAGCUGCUCGGUGUGUAACACCAGCUUCACACUCAGUCAGUCACUGUUGAAACACAUGAGGAUCCACACAGGAGAGAAACCAUUCAGCUGCUCCAUCUGUGAUAAAAGAUUCACACAGAAAGGACAUCUGACGCAACACAUGACACACCACACGGGGGAGAAGUCCUUCAGCUGCUGUGUCUGUGGGAGAAAAUUCACUCGACAGUCAAGUGUGAAAAAACACAAGUGUGUUCCUGAGAGCAGUGGAUGAAGCUACACGGCUGUCUGUGCACUAUAACGCUCCAGCACAGAUAGUGAUUGAAGCAGGAACAACAUGAAUAUAUCUGACACAUUGAUGUAAUAGAGCUGCCUCUGUUUUUAACUGUGAAUAAAUUCAAAUUAACUUACAUAGCUUUUGACUUACACAGCUGCAAACUCGUCAGCUUUCUUCAAAACUUUGUUUUUAAUGAAUGUUUUUUUUUUUUUUUAAUUUUAUCAACACCAAUUAGACAUAUCUGCACUUCAUGCAGGGUACUGCUUGACCGCCUGUUAGUGUUGUAAACUGGUGUUUUUUAAAACCUUGCUGCUUAAGUGAGCAACAGAACCAUCCAAGCUGAAUUUAGCUUUGUCUUGCUCAGCAGCAGCAUAAAGCAGUGCUUCACAAAGCAGUAUGCCUUUAUUUUAUAUUUUAUACGCUUGUUAGUCAUAUAGACUAACAAGCGUUGUACAGGUGUAGUCUAAGGUUGUUCCCCUUUGAAGUUGGUUCCCCAUAUGAUCAAGAUGAUAAUGAAACAUUUUGUAAACAAUGCAUUUUUAAACACAGCCGGUACCUGGCAUGCAUUAUAUGCAGUCUAUGGGCAGGUCAACAACGCAGCAGCUGGUGCUGCUGAAACCUGCCGAAUGAACAUUUGACAUUUAUGAACAAAUCCGUUCCAAAUAAAGAAAUCUCACAUUUUUAAAGAAAGUGAACGAAGUCAACUUAGUUCAAAAUUAAAAACUGUGAACUAUGAACACUUCAGUCUGUGUGAACUGAACUUUCAGCUAGCUCCUGUGAAGUGUGAACCUGCACAACACUGGCAAACUAACAGUCACUAUUCUGGUGCUUGUGUUAUAUUCUGUUGCCUUUGCCAGUACACUGAGUAAAAGACUUUCCAUUAAGAGAGAUAGGGAGCAGUGUUGUGCCCCUUAAAAAGAACUAGCUCAAAGUUCAGUUCAUAAAGAUGAAAAUGAUAUAGUUUGCAGUUCAUUUUUUUAAAUUUUGAACUAAGUUCACAGUUCCAAAAAUGAACUAGUUCAUGUUCAUUUGUUACAUUUUUUAAAAAAUAAAUAAAAGCAUUCUUUUUCAAUAGAACCUCCUUCUACCAUCCAUCACCAGCCCCAAAUCAUUGCCACUCCCAAACUAAAUGAGUUAUUGUUCACCACUGAAGAAUCACAGUCAUGAGUUACAUUUAAAAUCCCUGUAUAAAUAUAAUCCUUCUGAGUCUUCACUUGUUUGUUAAAAAAGCUGCUUCAAAUGCUCAAACAAAUUGGCUUCAGCAGUAGUAGAUGCGUCUGUACCGUCUGUACUGCGAGCACCAGCCAAGCUGAGCCGUGUCUACCGAGACGUUGUUUGGCGUGCCGUAAAACUGACGGUAAAACGUGAGCGGGGUUCACUCUCCAUUCAUCAUUUGUAAACUGAUUGGUUCCAUUCAGCAUUCACUAAAAAUAUUGAACACGUUCAUGAACAACACUGAUAGAGAGGUCUACCUGCUUCUCCUGAGUGAAUUGGCCAGUGUGUGUGUGGUAGGGUGCACUUCAUUUCAUAUGAGCUGUGUAUUAUGUUGGAGUGGUAACGUUUUGUCAUGACUAUUAAUAAACCAUGUGAAAUUUAAGAAUUGGUGCUUGAAACAUGGGUGUAUUUAAAACCUGAUAUAUCUUGUUCCUCUGAGCCGCGAGCUCCACUGUUGUCUAGAAACGAAUGAAAACACAACAGUGAUCCACACUGUUACACUGACUGACAUCUUACUUUGUCACCAUGAACACACACACACUGUAGCUUAUUUUGACUCAGUCCUACACACACCCUCAUUCUGCUGCAUAUACUCACUAGAGCAUCAAAUGUGGAUUAAUCUGCUGCUCAAAUGCAUUGCUGUUUUUUCCCAUUUGGGCUAGAAACUACAGGGACCAGCUGCUUGAGGAAAUGGCUGAGUCUUUUUUAAGACGUAAACCAGUGAAACCAGUUUAAAGGUGUACAUCUUCAGCAGGAGCCAUCGGGCUCAGAGUCACAUACAGCUGGUGUUUACUAAAUCCAAAUGUCAUUAUAUCUUAUUAUUUUACUGGUGAAAUAAAAGCUUAAGUAAUGAUGCAGCCUAUG
Messenger RNA from Seriola aureovittata, 6726 nucleotides. RefSeq lists its product as uncharacterized. Lineage: Eukaryota; Metazoa; Chordata; Actinopteri; Carangiformes; Carangidae. The record is from RefSeq and is a predicted model, not a curated record. Gene Ontology annotation, biological process: regulation of transcription by RNA polymerase II. The coding region runs from base 64 to 4644 and encodes 1526 amino acids. The transcript is spliced from 9 exons. Gene Ontology annotation, molecular function: RNA polymerase II cis-regulatory region sequence-specific DNA binding; DNA-binding transcription factor activity.